Messenger RNA from Manis pentadactyla (Chinese pangolin), 1023 nucleotides. RefSeq names its product phosphodiesterase 6H (gene PDE6H). Gene Ontology annotation, molecular function: 3',5'-cyclic-nucleotide phosphodiesterase activity; cGMP binding. Gene Ontology annotation, biological process: positive regulation of epidermal growth factor receptor signaling pathway; positive regulation of G protein-coupled receptor signaling pathway; visual perception. Lineage: Eukaryota; Metazoa; Chordata; Mammalia; Pholidota; Manidae. Bases 365 to 616 code for a protein of 83 amino acids. The transcript is spliced from 4 exons. The record is from RefSeq and is a predicted model, not a curated record. Gene Ontology annotation, cellular component: photoreceptor outer segment membrane.
GGCAAAAGACACUGAAUCACAAACUUCACACAGGCUGUAGUGUUUGUGUGUGUUUGUGAAUUCAGUGCCUAUUUAUUGACAGGAGAGAGCCCACAUCUUUCUUGUCAGAGUAUCCAAUUCUCAGAAAACUGCUCAGCUGUCCUAGUCUCACCCCAUGUCCUUCCAUCUUCUUUGCGCUUGGGUUGGUGCUCUAAGCUUAUGACGGGGGGAUUACGGAGCUUGAGGCAAGUCAGGAUGCAAAGACCCUUUAUUCAUCUACUGUGAAGAAGACGGCUGGACAGCUUAUAGGAGCACCAUUCAACUCUGAGUAUUUCUCAAUAUCUGGAGCCUGGAGGAGAAUUUCGGGCACCUGAAGACCAUCAGAAUGAGUGACAGUUCUGCUCAGGCUCCUCCGGCUUCAGACCAGGGUCCCACGGCCCCACGCAAGGGGCCCCCUAAAUUCAAGCAGAGGCAGACUCGCCAAUUCAAGAGCAAACCUCCAAAGAAAGGUGUGAAAGGGUUUGGAGAUGACAUUCCAGGCAUGGAGGGGCUAGGAACAGAUAUCACAGUGAUUUGUCCCUGGGAGGCGUUCAGCCACCUGGAAUUGCAUGAGCUUGCUCAGUUUGGGAUCAUCUGAGGCACCAGAGGUUCUGCCACUCAACAGCGUCUGCCAUAACUUCGAUUACUUUUGCCCGAUUGUCUGCUAGUCUUGAAAUUCAGCUGUUCGGAAGUGGUUUCUUUGGCUUAUACAGUCAUUUCCCAUUAGUUACUACUAACAGUUUGCUAGUGUCAGACUCUCUCUUGCAGUACAGCUCAGCCCAGAAUAGUGGAUGAACAUCAACUUCUGUUAGGGAGUUUCAAAAUUUACCACCUUUUCCUAUCAGCCAGUUAGAAGUCAUCAGUAUUUCUCCACAAUUCGUUUAUUUAUUAAGUCCUUCAAAUCAGUUUUUGCUAGGCACUCAUUACGAUCACUGCUAAGCUUUUAAGAGAAUAUUUAUGUCACUCCCCUCCCUUCUCAUUUAAUAAAGGAGAUCUUUACCUUGA